GGGCGGCGUGUCUGCUGGUGGAAUAAAAAGUUAUGGUUGUCGGUGAGACAAAGCAGGAGCUGCCGUGUUCACACCGAGGGAAGCUGCUCCUCUCCGGCGGCUGCAGACCGUCCACACCCGGCCCUCACCCCGGCUCUCAGCGGGGAUGACUGUUGGCUUUUCCGGAAGACGGCGGAACUGAACCUGUUUAAUCCACCGACAGCCACCAGCUGGCGGAGUGAAUCCCGGCUGUCAGCUGCUGCUGCCGGGGCUUCCCGCUGGAUCCUCGCCGCUCCGCGGAGCUCCGAACUCUUCCUUCUGGUUUGGCGAUGAUACUCCUCAAAUGGUAGUCAAGCUCAAGUCACAUUGAUGCUUGCCGCGGCUCAACAUUACUCAUCCGGCCUCUUCUUCCUGUGCGGCACUCAACUACCACGGCCAUGAGCAACAACGCUACGCAAGCUGUGGAGCCUCCUGACGAAAAGACAAGCGGUCUGGUGGACGCUAUGUCGGGUUUGACCACUACGGAUGCCAGUGUUCUCACAGCCAAUGGGAUGAAGAAUGGUGGAAAGCAAGCGGGAGCGCAACCCAAAAGGGUCCAACCGGUCCGGCCACAUCUGUCUGGGAGGAAGUUGUCAUUGCAAGAAAGAGGAACUUACAUGUCAUCCUGCACCGGCGGGAACUGCACACAAACCUCUCCGCGGAUGGUGCGCAGACCCACUGUGGAGUCCAAACGUGUGUCCAUAUCUGACUCACAGGACUGCAUCCAGUUAAAUCAGUAUAAGCUGAAGAGUGAAAUCGGAAAGGGCUCCUACGGUGUCGUCAAACUUGCCUACAAUGAGGACGAUGACAAGCACUAUGCUAUGAAAGUUUUAUCCAAGAAGAAGUUAAUGAAGCAGUGUGGCUUUCCACGUCGCCCACCACCCAGAGGACCCAAAGCAGCCCAGGGAGACCAGCCCAAAAUCCUGGGUCCCUUGGAAAGAGUCUACCAAGAGAUUGCAAUCCUUAAAAAGUUGGACCACGUCAACAUUGUCAAGCUCGUGGAGGUACUCGAUGAUCCAGCUGAAGACAACCUGCACAUGGUGUUUGAGCUGAUGCGCAAAGGGCCUGUGAUGGAGGUACCUACUGAGAAUCCCAUGUCAGAGGAACAGGCCCGAUUGUACUUCAGAGACAUCCUGCUGGGCAUGGAGUACUUGCACUACCAGAAGAUUGUCCACCGCGACAUCAAGCCUUCCAAUUUGCUACUGGGCGACGAUGGCCAUGUGAAGAUUGCAGAUUUUGGGGUCAGCAACCAGUUCGAAGGCAACGAUGCCCUCCUGUCCAGCACAGCGGGCACGCCAGCCUUCAUGGCCCCAGAGACGCUUUCAGACAAGCGCAAGAGCUUCAGUGGCAAAGCGCUGGAUGUUUGGGCCAUGGGAGUCACCCUCUACUGUUUUGCAUUCGGAAAGUGCCCCUUUAUUGACGACUACAUAUUGGCUUUGCACAAUAAAAUCCGGACCAAGCCUGUGGAUUUCCCCGAACAACCAAAGAUCAGCGAAGAGCUUAAGACUCUCCUGCUGCAGAUGCUGGAUAAAAACCCCGACGUGAGGAUCACACUUCCUGAGAUCAAGGUGGAUCCUUGGGUGACGCAAGGCGGGACGGACCCGCUGCCUCUGGAGGAGGAGCACUGCUCGGUGGUGGAGGUGACCGAAGAGGACAUCCAGAACUCUGUCAAGUUUGUUCCCCGACUUUCUGCCGUGAUUCUGGUGAAGGCCAUGCUCCGAAAGCGCUCAUUCAGCAACCCGUUUGAGUGUCCGAGCAGGAGGGAGGAGCGCUCCAUGUCUGCACCUGGCAGCCUCCACAUGGACUCGUGGCCUCUGCGGCCCUCUUUUAAACUCCACCCCUCCCUCAGAAAGAGCAGCACCGGAGACGGACCCAGAGAAGGAGAGCUGGAGGACCUGCACGAGGACGAACCUUCCUCCUGAGCCGGUGACCUGCUUGCCCCUCUGCCCUUCUCUCAAACACGUGCCACAUUUUACAUUCCUCACAGACUGGCCUUUUUUUCCCCAUCCCCAAGUUGUUCACCUGCCCAGUUCACAUCAUGACUGGCUUCCUGGGAACCUCAACAAAUGAUUGUAAAGACACCUGGAGCUGCAUGAGCAAUUCUUCCUCAGAACCAUGGGCCAUGACUGAGCAUCUUCUGGGCAUGCACAUGAGAGGUCCAUGGCUUCAGCUCGCUCUCUCUUUACAUCUUCAUCUUAGCCUUGUAUAUAAGUGGACUGGGUGGCACAAGAGAGGACAGAGUUUAGAAGCACCUUCAGACCUCCUUUUAUUUUUCUUUAUUUAUCCUCCUUAUACCACUGCUCUGUCACUUCAUUGGCUGAUUCUCUUCUCACAGUGUGGGUUUGGGAAUGAUCUUUCUCAAAGUUGGUACGUUUGGUUUUAAACCCAUUAAAGGGAGCAUCUUCCUGACACUCCUGAGAGGAGUGUUGCUGCUAACUGGAUCUGUGAGAUUUUGUUUUGCACUUCUCUAUUUAGGAACCACUGGCUUGUCAUGAUUUAAACCAUCAGCAGGUCUUGGUUACAUUUUCGAGUUUUAAUCUCCCGAGGAAUUGUUUAUCAGGAUGAAGGAAGGCGGAUUAGUUGGCGGCUGAGUCAGCACAAUACAAUAUUUUGGUUGGAAUCUCAAAACUUAUUUAGAUUAGAUUAAAUGGCCUUUAUGUUUGUAUGUGGAAAUACUGUGGAAACUAAAAAGUUUUCUCUUCAAAGUAAUAAAAUAUGAGCAGAGAAGGCCAUAAUUCAGGUGAUGAAGUCAGUUUAUUUUUGCUGUGUGAUUUCAAAACUCCUAUCACAUCCUUUAAACAUCCCUUUGUUGAGGACGACUACACACUCUAGCUGUGAAAUCAAGGGUAGUAUUUUACAUCAAACUCAAAACUAAAAUGGAGGGUGAACAACUGCUAUUUUGGGCCACAAUUCAGCUUGAAUUUGUCGACUAUUGUGCUUUAAAUAGCUAUGCUGCUAACUGUUAUGGAAUUGUAACUUUUUUGUGGGAAGAACUCACUUAUGAUGUAAAAGCCAAAGAAAAUCUGUUUCUUUCCGACAUGUUGGAGAGUAAUCUUAAAGUCAGUUUUAGGUAAGAAGUGUCUCCUACAUGCAUUUUUAUUUUAUUAUUAUUAUAUUUUUUAUAAUUACCAGCCUUCAUCGACAACCCAUGUGAGGGUUUAAAAAUGAAAUUGAAACUCCUGGUCGGCUAUUAGCCCUUGUCCCCAUCAGUCUUGCGGUGUUGUUCAAGUGAUUCGGCACCGCGAUCACUGAAAUGUCAGGAUUAUUAAACCCAUCCUGGCAACAUUUUUAUUCCGUCCUCUGAUUAUAAAUGGCCUUGGAACAUGCAGAGGAGUGGCUUCAACAUGAGGCAGUCUGGUAGAGCUUUUCUGAGUUAUUUCUCCGGGGAACAUGAGCGAUGUAGAUUUACUUUCUGGUCGAUUACAAGGCAGAAUGAUCUCAGUUUAAAUCCAUAUUUGAACAGAAGCUCUCAUUCGUGCUUGCUUCCUUCUCUGCUGCUCCCACCUCAUUCCUUGCACUUUACAUUUAAAGCUACUGUUGUGGAAUGUUUCAUCUGUGUAAAAUACCUGCGGUCAUCCCUCUGACCUCCACCAUCAUCUUCUGCUGCCUCUGUGUGAGGAAUUCCUCUGUAAAGAACCUGAAUAUUUUGACUGUACAUAGGCGAGACGGGGAGUUUAGCUCACUUUUCUAAUGUCUUUGUCCGUAUGAAAGUUGCAACUGUGUUAGUUAGUUGUCGGGGAAUUAGUUUACCCAAGUUAGAAGGAGCAAAUCGAAUUAAAGAGGAACGCGAUUUGGGUAUUUUUGUUUGAGACUGGGACCGGACAUGCCCCUCAAGGGGCCACAUGUGGCCCCCCAGCCACACAUUAGUAGUCUGGCAAUCGAGUCAUGGACAGGAAAGUUUCAAUGCUUUUCUUGACUGUUUACAGAAAGGUUUUACUCUGGAUUGUGACUCCUUUUUCAUGAACUUCCACAUAGCAGUGUGAAAGUGUCCUCCAUAGAAAUGUGUUUUUGGUGACGUCACUUAUUCAUGGCUCCUGAACGAACAGAUGCUCUCCCUUUAGGAUAAUACAGCACGUCCAACAGAGGAUAUCACGGUGUGUAUAGCUGUGUCUUCUACUCCAUUCCUGGUCUGGUCCGGGUCUCUAUGUUGCAGGUGCCUGCUGUUUCCGUCUGGUGUUGUGUAUAUUUCUCUGAUUAUAUUUUGCACGUACAUGAACAGAAGCAUGGCACAUCUUAAAGGAAUGCAGUCAUUACCAUGUAAAUAUGUACCGAUAUCAUAUACAUAUAUAAGCUAUUUUUGCAUGUUUUUGUACCUUCUAGAAUGAAUAAAAGACGCUCUGAAUUAUUGUUUUGGCCCCUGCUUGACUCCAGUGUGAGACAAAGGUUUAUUGGAUGCGGAUCACAACACUUGACAGUGGAACGUCCACAUGAUGUUCAGACGGAUCAUUGAAGGACAGUGUGUAGAUGGAAGUGCAAGGAGGUGUGUUCUCUGGCGUGAAAACAGCAGUUACACCUAAAGCAAACCCAACGGUUCGCCAACCCCACGCGUAGCUACCGAGGAAACCGAGGCUUCCUGCCAGAGUGGUGCUGAUGGAAGACACUGCUGGGAAAUAGCCGGCAACAACAGGAGGUUGGAGUUUCCUGAGGACUUUUCAGGGAUGUGUGCGGU
Synchiropus splendidus (mandarinfish) is the source of this 4687-nucleotide messenger RNA. It is a transcript of the gene camkk1a, whose product is annotated as calcium/calmodulin-dependent protein kinase kinase 1, alpha a. The transcript has 17 exons. NCBI's taxonomy places the organism in Eukaryota, Metazoa, Chordata, Actinopteri, Syngnathiformes, Callionymidae. Gene Ontology annotation, molecular function: ATP binding; calcium/calmodulin-dependent protein kinase activity; calmodulin binding. Gene Ontology annotation, cellular component: cytoplasm. The coding region runs from base 417 to 1940 and encodes 507 amino acids. Gene Ontology annotation, biological process: positive regulation of protein kinase activity; protein phosphorylation; intracellular signal transduction. The record is from RefSeq and is a predicted model, not a curated record.